Molecule: messenger RNA, 934 nt
Organism: Gorilla gorilla gorilla (western lowland gorilla)
Lineage: Eukaryota; Metazoa; Chordata; Mammalia; Primates; Hominidae
Gene: ALKBH7
Product: alkB homolog 7
Exons: 4
Coding region: 289-876 (195 amino acids)
Biological process (GO): fatty acid metabolic process; DNA damage response
Cellular component (GO): mitochondrial matrix
Source: RefSeq, a predicted model, not a curated record
CCGAGGAGUCAAGCGCCGGGAUGGGUUGGGGCCAUGCUGUGGGGGGGACGAGGAAGUCGAGGUUUAGUGAGGGCAGAACCACGCUGGGGCGGAGAUAGGGGAGACACAUGCUGGGAUGGGGCAGGGCCUUUUUGGGGUCGGUAGCUGUUGCAGGGAUUUGGGAGCCGGGCUAUGGUGGGGGCUGGGCUGAAACUCUGGCUGUGGGAGGGGCGGGACCUGGGGGAUGAGGACCUUGGGGUCACGGAGAGCACUUUUGCGAUCUGGGACCAAGGUUAGGGGCGGAAACGGAUGUGGAGCCAGAUGAUGUUGAGCGACAGAGACAGGACACUUGGGUGGGGUCAAGUUGUAGGGAGAUUCAGCCAAUUGAAUGCUGGGGCCGGGCCAGCAUUGGGGACCUGGAAUUGUAGCCUCAGGGCCAUCCACGGCUUCCGAGAGACAGAGAAGUCGCGCUGGUCAGAAGCCAGCCGGGCCAUCCUGCAGCGCGUGCAGGCGGCCGCCUUUGGCCCCGGCCAGACCCUGCUCUCCUCCGUGCACGUGCUGGACCUGGAAGCCCGCGGCUACAUUAAGCCCCACGUGGACAGCAUCAAGUUCUGCGGGGCCACCAUCGCCGGCCUGUCUCUCCUGUCUCCCAGCGUUAUGCGGCUGGUGCACACCCAGGAGCCGGGGGAGUGGCUGGAACUCUUGCUGGAGCCGGGCUCCCUCUACAUCCUUAGGGGCUCAGCCCGUUAUGACUUCUCCCAUGAGAUCCUUCGGGAUGAAGAGUCCUUCUUUGGGGAACGCCGGAUUCCCCGGGGCCGGCGCAUCUCCGUGAUCUGCCGCUCCCUCCCUGAGGGCAUGGGGCCAGGGGAGUCUGGACAGCCGCCCCCAGCCUGCUGACCCCCAGCUUUCUACAGACACCAGAUUUGUGAAUAAAGUUGGGGAAUGGACAGCCUAA